This is a messenger RNA of Metarhizium brunneum ARSEF 3297, 810 nucleotides long. RefSeq names its product Replication termination factor 2 (gene rtf2). Gene Ontology annotation, cellular component: nucleus. The record is from RefSeq and is a predicted model, not a curated record. Gene Ontology annotation, biological process: mitotic DNA replication termination; site-specific DNA replication termination at RTS1 barrier. Lineage: Eukaryota; Fungi; Ascomycota; Sordariomycetes; Hypocreales; Clavicipitaceae.
AUGGGCAAUGACGGUGGCUCCAUUCCAAAGCGGCGAGAACUCGUCAAGAAUGCCGCUCGCGCGCCUACGGUGUCUGAACUCAAAGCUACUGCUUUAGAAUCGCUUACCCAUGCGUGGACUCAUUGCGCUCUCAGUGGCGCCAUUCUGGAGAUGGAAACCGCUGUAUCAGACUGGAAAGGGCGGUUGUUCAAUUAUGAAGCCAUUCUUAGUGGAUUAAUGCCGUCGGACGAGCCCGUCGAAACAACUCCCGCCACAUUUGGCAUCAAGUCACUCAGAGACGUUGUGCGACUCAAAUUUUCAAGGACUGACGGUAAAUGGGCAUGUCCCAUCUCAAUGAAGGAGAUGGGACCAUCCACCAAGGCCGUGUACCUGGUCCCUUGUGGCCACGCUUUUGCUGAAGUCGCCAUCACAGAAAUUCAAGAGAGCUCGUGUCCUGAGUGUGGUGAGACCUUUGACAAGGACAACACAGUCACAAUAUUGCCGACGACCGAAAAAGAUGUCCGGCGGCUGGAGAAGAGGCUAGACGAUCUACGGGAGAAGGGCUUGACGCACAGCCUAAAGAAGGAUAAAUCAGAGAAGAAGAACAAAAAGAAACGAAAGGGUGACGAAGUCAACGGGAAUGACGACAAAGCCAUGAAAGCAGAUGCAUUACAACCAAAGAAGGAUGCAGACUCAAGAAUAAGCGGCAUCAAUAAUCCUAUGGCAGCAUCCCUUACUGCCAAAGUUCUGGCUGAACAAGAUGAAAGAAAUAAGCGGCGGAAGCUGGUGGCCGAGGUUAUGUCUAGGAAUGGCGAAGUAGUGAAGGGUUGA